CACAUUUGGCCGCUAGGUGGUUGGCUGUUUACAGAUGGAAAUGAGAGAUCUGGUUUGUCUGUGAUAAUUCAAGUCGUAACUUUUUCUUUUUAAAAAAACAUCUCGAAAUGCAAUCGAAUAAAGAUAAUAGAAAAGACGAUCUACUAAACGAGUUGGCAUCUGAUUACGCCAAUUAUCUGGUUGUUGAUUCCAAUGAUGAGUGGUCGAAAUUGCAAUCAGUCAUCCAAAACCUGUCCUCGAAUGUCGAGGAAUUCUCAUCACUGCUAGAGAGUAUCAACGUGGACACUAGCCUCUGCGUGGAUAGCUUGCUUCCCCACAUUGUGGCUCACUUCAAUCAAGUGAAGAAGACAUUCCGUCAAAUAGACAAACUGGAGUCUGCCGUCAAGAAGGUGGAAAAGAGUGUCAGCUCCAUGGAGACCGAGCUCAACACUGCCGAAACCUAUCUGGAAUCAGAGAGUGUGUUCAAGACCGUCUUCAAACCAUUCCUGAAACCUUCUAAUCCCACCAGCCCAGUGCCUCCCGUCUACAAGCCUGUCGACAUAUUCAAAACUGAGACCCUGUGGGUAGAGGAUUCCAGCGCAGACUAAAAGCUUUUUUCGAAUCAAGAGUCAGGCGAUCGAUAAAGUAAAUCAAAUAGAAUAUUUCAAUUCAAGAAUUCGAUCCUUCCUGCUGAUGUCCUUCGCGUCCGGCUAUCACAGUCGCAGUGUUAUUUGGGGGGAGACUACUUAUGGCACUCGUUUGGGGUUCAGCAGCAAUGAUCGACUCUUCUUCUUCGACGACAUUCUUCUCAACCGAUUUAAUGUAAUCCCCUUCCACAAAGGGCGGAGGAAGCUCGUCCAUUGUCACCACCACGACGUUAUCGUAAGCCUUUAGAUGUUGAUGGAAGAAAAUAGAAAAAGAAUUCGAUGAAGUAA
Molecule: messenger RNA, 914 nt
Organism: Daphnia pulex (common water flea)
Lineage: Eukaryota; Metazoa; Arthropoda; Branchiopoda; Diplostraca; Daphniidae
Gene: Blos4
Product: breast carcinoma-amplified sequence 4-like
Exons: 5
Coding region: 108-587 (159 amino acids)
Cellular component (GO): BLOC-1 complex
Source: RefSeq, a predicted model, not a curated record